AUGCUCUCUCUCCCUUGCAGGCGGAGGUGGCACCAUGCAGCAGGAGGGGGAGAAGAGUCGGGCCCGGCCCAGGAAGCCCGACAUGGCCCUCUACGUGCCCAAAGCACGACGGGAGAUGGCAGCCCAAGGAGUGGGCGCGGCCAGCGCUGCGUGGGCGAUGGGGAGCCGGAGGGAGGAGGAAAACCGCCGCGUGCUGCAGAAGGAGGGUGCCAAAGGCUGCUGCGAGAGGCAGAGCCCCAGCGCUGGAGCCCGCGAGCACGUGGCCAGAGAGGGGAGGAGGUCAGAGGGGAAAACAAGGAAGCGCAACAGCAAACGGGGCAGCGCUCCAGGGCAGCCCGAAGGAGCCUCUGCCCAGGGCUGGGAUCAGCGCGUCACACUCCACCAAAACCAUCUGGCCCCAGAGGAGCAGCCGUGUGGGCGGCUGGAAACAAACCUCCACAGUGAUCAGCCCAGCCCCCAGGAGUCCCGCCUGGGUCAGGCUCCUGCUCGGCCAGGGGGUAGUGAGGAGCAGGUGUCCAGCAAGCCAGGGCUCAGGGAGCUAAGCCCCAGGUGCUGGGAUUCAAAGACAGGUCCUGGAACUUGUUCCCAUCUGUCGGAGGAAACAUCUAGUCCCCUGCUUGUGCCACCCUGGGGAGGGGAAGAGCACGCACAGGAGCAGAGGCGUGGGGGCCCACUGGCCCGGCUAGGCACUUCCUCUCAACCUAGGAAUGAGAGCAGGGAUGAAACAUCAGAGCAGGCAGGGGGGAGCACAGGUAGCGCAUCCGAAUGUGCAGGCAAGAGCAUUCAAGCUCUGAGCGGGGAGAGCGCAGGAAGCGCGUGUGAGCUCAGAGGGGAGGGGGCCACAGAUCCGAGCGGGAAGAGCACAGGAACCGUGUGUGAGCUCAGAGGGGAGGGUGCCGCAGAUCUGAGCGGGGAGAGCGCAGGAAGCGCGUGCGAGCUCAGUGGGAAGGGUGCCGCAGAUUCGAGCCGGGAGAGUGCAGGAAGCGCGUGCGAGCUCAGCGGGAAGGGUGCCGCAGAUCCGAGCCAGGAGAGUGCAGGAGGUGCGUGCGAGCUCAGAGGGGAGGGCGCCACAGAUCCGAGCGGGGAGAGCGCAGGAAGCGCGUGCCAGCUCAGAGGGGAGGGCGCCACAGAUCCGAGCGGGGAGAGCGCAGGAAGUGUGUGCGAGCUUACAGGGGAGGGCGCCGCAGAUCCGAGCGGGGAGAGCGCAGGAAGCGCGUGCCAGCUCAGUGGGGAGGGCGCCGCAGAUCCGAGCGGGGAGAGCGCAGGAAGAGGGCAGGCAGCGUGUCUGACAGCGAGAGGGGGAGCGCUGCUGCUGCUCUAG
Messenger RNA from Trachemys scripta elegans, 1321 nucleotides. Its product is annotated as hornerin-like. The record is from RefSeq and is a predicted model, not a curated record. Bases 35 to 1321 code for a protein of 428 amino acids. NCBI's taxonomy places the organism in Eukaryota, Metazoa, Chordata, Testudines, Emydidae. The transcript is spliced from 2 exons.